This is a messenger RNA of Rotaria sordida, 918 nucleotides long. Lineage: Eukaryota; Metazoa; Rotifera; Eurotatoria; Philodinida; Philodinidae. The record is from the annotation of a GenBank genome assembly.
AUGAUUAAUAUCAAUACAAAAUGGACACAAAAUGGUUUAACUGUCGCUGGUGGAUGUCGAAAAGGCAAUGGAUUUAAUCAAUUAAGUUGUCCAAAUGGUUUUUAUGUUGAUGAUGAUUUAACUGUUUAUAUAGCUGAUUUUAAUAAUAAUCGUAUUGUAGAAUGGAAAUUUGAUGCAACAAGUGGUCUUGUUAUUGCUGGUGAAAAUGGUCAAGGAAAUCGAACCGAUCAAUUAGAUGGUCCAAUCGAUAUUAUUGUUGAUAAAGAAAGAGAUUUUUUUAUUAUUUGUGAUAAACGAAAUCGACGAGUAGUUAAAUGGCCUUAUCGAGGUGGAACAAGUGGACAAACAAUUAUUCCAAAUAUUGAUUGUGCUUGUUUAACAAUGGAUCAACAUGGAUUUAUUUAUGUUUCAGAUAUUCGUCAAUGUCUUGUUAAACGUUGGAAAGUUGGUGAAACUCAAGGAACAAUUGUAGCUGGAGGUAAUGGAAAAGGUGAUCGUCUUGAUCAAUUGAAUUCUCCAACUUUUCUAUUUGUCGAUCAUGAACAAUCGAUUUAUGUUUCGGAUAGAGAUAAUCAUCGUAUUAUGAAAUGGAUAAAAAAUGCACAAGAAGGAAUUAUUAUAGCUGGAGGUCAAGGUCAAGGAAAUAGUUUAACACAAUUAUCAUAUCCUUGUGGAAUUAUUGUUGAUCCAUCGUUAAAUUUAUAUAUAGCAGAUCGUGGAAAUCAUCGAAUUAUUCGUUGGCCUAAAGAUAUUUAUCAAGGAACUAUUAUUAUUGGUGGAAAUGGUUCAGGACAACAACCGAAUCAACUUAAUGAACCAAAAGGUAUAGCAUUUGAUCGACAUGGAAAUCUUUAUGUUGUCGAUUGUUGGAAUCAUCGAGUUCAACGAUUUUCUAUUGAUCAAAACUUAACUUCGUAA